AUGAUUAAGCUAGCUAUUUAUAUGCUAGCCAAAAUGGGCCCAAGUAAAGGAAAAGGUCCACUAAUAGCCAAAUAUGCGCCUGCUGGUUUUAAGAAAGGAUUUGGAGCUAUUGGAUUAGGAAGGCAUACUAAAAAAGGUUUUUUUAUAAUUAACAAAAUGCUCGUACCAAAUUUUCAUGUCCCAGAUUUAAGCGAUUGUAAUUUAAAACCAUAUGUUUCAAGAAAAACGCCAUUAAUUGUUAUGAAAAAACAAUUAGGUCCCAAAAGAAAAAUUUUAAAUUAA
This is a messenger RNA of Plasmodium berghei ANKA, 282 nucleotides long. Its product is annotated as mitochondrial ribosomal protein L41, putative. The transcript is spliced from 3 exons. Gene Ontology annotation, molecular function: structural constituent of ribosome. Gene Ontology annotation, biological process: translation. The record is from RefSeq and is a predicted model, not a curated record. Bases 1 to 282 code for a protein of 93 amino acids. Gene Ontology annotation, cellular component: mitochondrial large ribosomal subunit. NCBI's taxonomy places the organism in Eukaryota, Apicomplexa, Aconoidasida, Haemosporida, Plasmodiidae.